Messenger RNA from Pogonomyrmex barbatus (red harvester ant), 483 nucleotides. Its product is annotated as vesicle-associated membrane protein 4. Lineage: Eukaryota; Metazoa; Arthropoda; Insecta; Hymenoptera; Formicidae. Gene Ontology annotation, biological process: Golgi ribbon formation; vesicle-mediated transport. Gene Ontology annotation, cellular component: membrane. The record is from RefSeq and is a predicted model, not a curated record.
UUUUAUUAAUCAAAUGUUUGCAUUUAAAGCGUCAAGCUGCAAAUUCAGGAGGUAGCGGAUAUAAUGCGGAAUAAUGUACAGAAAGUGAUGGACCGUGGUGAAAGACUAGAGGAUUUGCAAGAGGCAAGCGAUCGUCUGAAUAUGGCUGGAAUUGAGUUUAGAGAAGCUGCGAAAAGAGCACAACGAAGAGCAUGGUUACAGAACGUAAAAUCGAGGAUUAUUAUUAUCAGCAUUACUGUUACGAUUGUGCUUUUUAUUGUUGUUCUGGACAUCAUGGUUCUUUACUUGGUUCUUAGAUAGCGAUGUUUUACACCUCGAUUAUUCAAAUUAAGUAUCCAUCGUCGUGAAGUACGCGUGAGUAUCACAUUUGACUGAAGAACCAUCAAUUUAUCUACAUGUUGUACAUUAAAAUCUUCCCGCGAACCAAUUAUAAGUAUUGUAGUUAUAUAAGUUUUUCUGUAUAUAUAUAUAUAUAUAUAUAUA